GCCUGCGGUCCUGCGCGCGCGCCGGCCGGCAAGAUUAAGAAUCGCACCAUUUGAGUGAAGUGAGCUGAAGCGAGCGCACGUGUCUGUUUUACGUUGUUACGAUGGCGGGAAAUGGUGCAGACUCUAGUGAUAUCCCAGGGGAUGACGUGGAUGAGGCAUUCCCCGACAAAGAUGGCGAAGAAUCUUUAGAACCCGAAUACUACGACAUGUCACAGGAGAGGAAGAUGAUCAUCUUCAACCAUUAUGUGUACGACGAUAAUUACCCGGAAUUGAGAGAGAAGCCCAAAACUCGUAGGGGCACAUUUCGCGACGUCGAGGCUCUCACGAAGACCGGAGAAAACUUGAACUUUGACGUCCAGCCCUACCACGACAAAACACACGACGAGAUCAUUGCCAUCGUGGACGAUUUUUGCAAGCAAGAUCACAAGACCACGUCGUGCGUCUGCGUAUGCAUACUCACUCACGGCUUGUACGGCGGGCAGCUGUUCGCGCGCGACAGGUCCUUCCAGCUGGGAGACAUCGUCAGCAAGCUGCAGGAGCACGCGCCUGGCCUGGUGGGCAAGCCUAAGCUGGUGAUUGUGGAGGCGUGCCGUGGACUGCAGCUGGACGCGGGAAAAUUAUACCUGGACGGGCCCCGAGAGGGACUGGUGUUGCCGUCACACGUGGACACACUGGUUCUGCGCUCCUCCGUCGAAGACUUCAGAUCCUUUCGCAACGGCAAUGGUUCCUGGUUAAUCCAAGAGUUCUGUCGCGUGCUGGACGCCAAGCAUCGCCAGAUGGACCUGCUGCAGAUGAUCGUCAUUGUGUCCAGGCUGGUCGCUCGCGAGCACACAUCCAACAUUAAGAAAGUACCCUGGAAACACAACAAGAAAUCGACUCCAGAGAUGGUCUCCACGCUCAUUAAGACCCUGCGCUUCACCGACCCUGCCUAGGAACAUCAUCAAUGUUGGCGGCAUGAUGAUCAAUUGAUCAGCCUCAAAGAUGAUGUUCACUGGCUCUGACCAGCUUUACUACAACGUAACAGAUACGAGGAGAUGCCAGAGAUGACUGACUAAAUAUAAAAUUAUAUACUUAUUCGAUAUAAAACA
Molecule: messenger RNA, 1088 nt
Organism: Leguminivora glycinivorella
Lineage: Eukaryota; Metazoa; Arthropoda; Insecta; Lepidoptera; Tortricidae
Product: caspase-like
Exons: 7
Coding region: 102-932 (276 amino acids)
Biological process (GO): proteolysis
Molecular function (GO): cysteine-type endopeptidase activity
Source: RefSeq, a predicted model, not a curated record